Messenger RNA from Pollicipes pollicipes, 618 nucleotides. It is a transcript of the gene Cnep1r2, whose product is annotated as CTD nuclear envelope phosphatase 1 regulatory subunit 2. The coding region runs from base 213 to 593 and encodes 126 amino acids. Gene Ontology annotation, cellular component: cytoplasm; Nem1-Spo7 phosphatase complex. NCBI's taxonomy places the organism in Eukaryota, Metazoa, Arthropoda, Thecostraca, Pollicipedomorpha, Pollicipedidae. The record is from RefSeq and is a predicted model, not a curated record. The transcript is spliced from 5 exons.
CUUAGGAAUAGUUGUGUUGUUUAAGCAGACACUGCUGAAAACAGCCAAAAAGAAAGCAGGAAGAAAGCAAACAAAGCUUGCUUUUUGUGCAUCGGGGGAAGGCAAACAAAGGACAACUUAGGCUGCGAAAAGGGCGGUAGUUAUCGCAGCACUUGUCGCGAGUAUUUGAGAAAUCUAUCGGGCGUUAGGUCACCUGAGGUAAUAGCCUCAUUAUGUCCAUUGAACAGACAGCAUGUGAAGACCUGAAGGCGUUCGAGCGCCGCCUGACGGAGGUGAUCACAUGCCUGCAGCCGGCCGCCCUCCGGUGGCGCGUCGUCCUCGCCACCGUGUCGGUGUGCACGGCCAUUGGCGCCUGGCAGUGGCUGACUGACCCGAUGACGUCAGAGGUCGCCUUCGUCCAGUCACUGUUCAACCACUUGUUCUUCGCCAUCUCCACCCUGACUCUCGUGGUUCUCUUCCUGCUGGGUAUUCACAAGCGGGUGGUGGCGCCGUCCAUCGUCUGCUCGCGCACGCGCCAGGUGCUGGCCGACUUCAACAUGUGGUGUGACGACACGGGCAAGCUGGUGCUGAAGCCGCGGCCUACCGCGUCGUGACGCCGCCUGUCCGUCUGACGCUAGC